Molecule: messenger RNA, 4555 nt
Organism: Oncorhynchus tshawytscha (Chinook salmon)
Lineage: Eukaryota; Metazoa; Chordata; Actinopteri; Salmoniformes; Salmonidae
Product: inositol 1,4,5-triphosphate receptor associated 2
Exons: 36
Coding region: 263-4555 (1430 amino acids)
Cellular component (GO): endoplasmic reticulum membrane
Source: RefSeq, a predicted model, not a curated record
GAUCAAACAGGGAUGCAACAAUAUUAUUGGCCACAAAGGUCAGUGUUGGCUUGGUUUUAGAUGAGUGAUCUACUUACCUCUUCGGUUUCAAAUUGCAAACACAUGUCACUCAAGCGCUCUGAUUGAUUUCCCGAGUGUGGUUUGACUUUGAAGGCUGUAUCAAGCGAAUUGAGACGUCAAAGAGGACUACUUACGUUUACAAAAGAUAGGCAAGUAGCCUACAUCAAAAUCCAGUUCUUGUGUUGUCACCCCCUGCCACAGCAUGGACCUUGGAGUGACCCAUCGUCAACGCCACAACCCUGUUGACAGCAUCUGUCGUAAGCUGCAGACCAUCCAGCGGCACGACCGUGAGGUUAACCCCCCCUCGCCCUUCCAGAUCCCAAAGUUCACGUCCAGCAGCUACGACAGCCCCCAGUCCAGCCUGCGCCGCAACCUGGAAGUCAUCCUGAAGAAGCGCGAGAGGGAGGGGAUGUUAACCCCCAAGGGUUCACCCCAGCUUCCCAGGAGCUCCCACUGUCCCAACUCCAGCCCAGCCAACCCCACCAUGAACCCCCCAACCCCGGUCAAUGCUACGUUUACCAUAACAAGUAAUCCUGGGGAGUGGAGGGGGGUAGGGGUGGGGUUAGGAGGGCAAGGGAGAGGAUGGCAGAGGGACUGCUCCACCCCAGCUGUCCAGAAUGGAGACACUUUUUUCAGCUUCUCUCAUGGUCCCCAGUUUACUCAGCCUGAGGCGGGGACAGGGUCUGACGGCAGCGAGAGGCACAGGACCCCAUCUCUGACUCGCACACCUGCACAGAGCCUGCUGUCCUACAACCUCAACUUCUGCUCGUCGGACUCCACGGCCAACCUGCUGCAGUGUGAGCUGCCUUACCCGGCCCUGGUUGUCAAGAGACUGUCGAUGGGAGACGGAGCCAUGUCCUCUGAGAACCGGAAGGAGACGAUGACUGAGGUCAGUCUGAUCUGUGAAGAGGAUUUACUAGACACCAUUUUCCAUGUUUGUGACACCCAGCGCAGAGGUAAGGUGUACGUGUCUCGUAUCGUGGACUACCUGCGUCACACCACCAGCCGGGGUUCUGAGGACAGCGGGCUGGAGGACCUGUGUAAUAUGCUGGACCCAGAGCACAAAGAUGUCUCCAUAGACCUGGACACCUACCACGCCAUCAUGAAGGAGUGGAUCGAUGACUGCAGAAAGAAUGGGGACGACACACCAGAGGACCUAACUCAAGAGUCUGUCAGACUCCGAGACAGCCUGUCAGCUAAGAGGUCUGUCCUGCUGAACAUGACCUCAGGUAGUCUGGAGGCAUUUGGAGGGGAGGUGUCACGAACAGAUCUUGAGACGUCAGACCUGGUGUUCUGUGUGACCGACCUGCAGUUCAGUAACCAGAAGCUUCAGGAGGAGGUGAGGAAGCUGAAGCAGAAUGUGGAGACCAUGGAGGACCAUAACCAGAAACUAGCAGAGGAGAACGAGGAGCUCAAGUCACAGGCCAGACUAGGCCAGCAGCUGGCCCAGAAGGAGAAGAUGUUGAAGGAUGAGGUGGAGGAGAUGAAGAUGAGUCUGAGCUAUACAGAGGAGGGCAGAGCCAGGGCCUCUGCUCAGACCAAACAUAUGGAGAGAGAGAACCAGAGUCUGAUUGCCAAGAUAAGCUGUCUUCAGGAUGAGAACAUCAAGGUCACCAUGGAGAUGGAUGACCUCCAGAAGAGGAUGAUUGAACUGUGUGACCUAAAUGCUGAGCUGCAGGUCCAUAAGCAUUCCUUUGAUGCUGUCGUGAGUGAAAAGGAAUCCCUCAUACUCCAGAAGUGCAGACAGAUUGAGGAGCUGAUGGCUACAGUGAUGGAGUACUCAUCAGUCACAGAGCUGUUGAGAGCAGACAAGACCAAGCUGGAGAGCCAGAUACACAUGAUGCCGCCAGACAUGGCAGUUGCAGGUCUCUCCCUGUCGGUGGCGUACAGGUUGAACCACAGCACUUCAGGAUCCCUGCAGACAGAACUGGCCCUUGCUCAAACACCUCCGGAGGGUGCGGCGUGUGUGUCGCCACUGAGCUUUGCAUCUGUUCUAGAUGAGUCUCUGGACAGGGAGGUGUUAGUGCUCCUGCAGGGCCCCACACCUGACCAGAUGUCCCCGGAGUUCAAGAGCCUCAUCAACAAACUGAAGCGAGAUUUUAAGGACGAGGGCCUCUCCAUCUUGUCAACACUCAGAGGACUCAUGCACCACUAUGGAGGACCAGGGGCUAGUAAAGAUCCCAGACUGCAGGCGGUGCAGUCUGAGCUGGAUCUGAGGAGGACUGAGUGGAGCCUCAGCCUGGAGCAGUUGGACCAGUACACCGACUCCCUGGAGAACGAACUGAUCAAGAUGGCCAGCAGCAUAAGGAGGUCCCGCACUGAGAUACUACACCUGUCAGUCAGGGUUCAGGAGCAGGAGAAUCAGAAACGGCAGCUGCGUGAAGAGUUGGACCGGCUAAAUACCCCGGGGGACAGCAGGGAGGCCAGCUGCCAGACCCCCGACGAGGACACACAGGCUGGGGAAGACCUGGACUGGGACGAGGAGUUUGUCCUCCAAGACUUCCUGAAGAAUGAGGGGGUGGAGACGUACAGGGACUUCAAGAGUCAGGAGACGGGACUGACGGAGGAGGACAGACUGACGGAGAGGGGGGACCAGCCUGGAGAGGGGGAGGGUGCCAAAUUACCAGAAUGCUUUGGGCCUGAGGACGCCCACCAGCAUGCUGUUGACACCGAGGAGCAUCCACUCCCUCCCUCCCACUCUUCUCUAUCGGAUGCAAUGAGCCCUGACACCAUAGUGCCCCUUCUUCAAGACACACCUCAGCCUGGCUCACCAGAACACGACAGGACCAUCACUGCUGGGAACAGUCCACACCCCAGGCUGGCUGAGAUGGUAUCUCCCAGCUGCACUUACCCUGUGAUGAAUGAGACCAUUUUACUGACUUGCAGCUCCCAGCAGACAGACGGCAUUGAAAGAGGAAAAGGAGAGGACAUCACCACCUCGACCAAUAUGAGUGACACACAGAAGCUAACCAAGGACCAGCUGGCUGAGAGAGUGCUAGCAGAGGACAGCACCAGCCUGUUACCAGUACUAGAGGAGGAGGAGGACACACAGGAGACAGUGGAAGUGGACUUGUCAGGGACAGUCAGUCUGGCAGGAGGGGACAGAGGCUCUCCGACUAUGGAUGGACUGAAUGUUGCGCCCACUGACCCAUCACAGGGUCCAAGGGAUGCUACGACACCUGACCCCUCAGGAGCCAAAAUUGACUCCCUGGUUCUCAGGAGCAAGUUCAAGAAGGAACUGGAGCUGUCUCGCAGUAUGGAUGUCAUCGAGGAAGGGAAGGUACAAGAGGACCUGAGUGAAAGUGUUACCACAGAGAAGGACAUUGAAGCCUCUGUUUCUGAGGACUCAACCGUAGGGGACAGAAGCAGCCUGUCCCCUAACGACAAGGAGAUUGAGACUGAGUUCCAGCGCCUGUCCCUGGGCUUUAAGUGUGACAUGUUCACCCUGGAGAAGAGGCUGAGGCUGGAGGAGAGGUCACGAGACCUGGCAGAGGAGAAUGUCCGGAGGGAGGUGUCCAGUUGCCAGGGACUAUUACAGGCCCUGGCCCCUCUGUGUGAGGAUGAUAACCAGUCUAUGGAGAUCAUCCAGAGACUUCAGAAGAACCUGGACAUCCUCAUCCAGUCCAUGACCAGAGUGUCCAGUCGCUCAGAGAUGCUGGGCGCCAUACACCAGGAGUCUCGUACAGGCACGGCAGUAGAGAUAAUGGUCCAGCAUGUAGAGAACCUGAGGAGGAUGUACACUAAGGAACACGCUGAGCUCACUGAGCUGAGGGAGAACAUGCUGCAGAACGAGAGGUCCUUCGGAUCCCACUCAGGAGGAACACACUCGGAUGAUUUCAGAGGCAAGAAACCAUCUGGAGCAACGUCGUAUAAGGCAUCAGCCCGACGGGUCAGCAUAGCAGCUAUCCCCCGGUCCGGUGGGGGAGGGGGACCCAUGCAUUUUGACAUGCCUAAUAAACCACAGGACACCACGGAGGCGGAGAGACUCACCCGCAGAUCUCCCUGGAAUGUGACGGGGAAGAGCACGGCGCGUCCUCCUCUGAAGCGCUUUGUUAGCUCCGGGGCUUGGAUUGAGACUGACGAGCCCUCCCUCGUGAUGCUGACGAAGGGGCCUGCCUACGACGCAGACUCUCCUUCAGAUGAGGAGAGGAGGGAAGUGCCCGAUCAGAGGAAGUCCAGUCUCACUGAGCUGGGCAACAAAAUCACCUCCCUGAUUAUGCCCAACAAGACUCCCAUCCUGGCAGAGCAGGCCGCAGCAGCCCCGUGUUUGGGCUACUCCUCCCGGCCUGCGUCUGCAGCCAGCGGGUCCCGAGGACUGUGGCUCUGGCUGGCCCUAGUAUUGGUCCUAGCAGGCCUCCUGGCCCUCCUAGCCAGCCUGGUGCUGCAGCCGGCCGUGGAUGGAGCGCCCGUGGGGACCGGGGACUCCUGGGUGACCAUCCAGCAGCUCCUGUGGCCCUACACAGGGCUGAGGCACAACGGACAGCCACCGGUUUAG